GCGGUGAAGCUCCAGGCUUUAAACCCGGACGUGACGCGGUGUUGUUGGUUCCUGGUGGGCGGGGCUUAAUGUCUGUAAACAGUUAGCAUGUUAGCAUGUUAGCAUGUAGCUCAGGAGCAGCACCGACACAGCUGAUUAACGGACUCCCGGUGCCGGUGCUCCCGGUCUGACAGGAAGUCUGCUGACAGGAGAAGAAGAAGUCCUGAACACCACAGAAGAAGAAGAAGUUUAUUACGUGAUGUUUCGGGUCAGAUAGAGGUCAGAGGUCAUCCAGGGUCAUGCUGGCUCCGCCCCCGUCUGACACCCACUUCCUGCUUCUCUACACAUGAAGGCUUCAGCGUGAUCUUUCUUCCAGACGCGUGUGCUUAGCGUGUGCUUAGCGUGUUCUUAGCGUGUUCUUAGCGUGUUCACGUGUCGCCAUGGCAGAUCAGCUGAUGGCAGAGAAGGCGUCUCCUCUCAAAGAGCUGAGCAAGAAGACGGAGGAGGACGAGGGUCCAGCUCUACCUGUUAAAGUCCUGCAGAAGAAGAAGGGGGACGAUGAUGAAGAGGAGGAGGAAGAGGCCACGCCCACUCCGCCUGAUUCGUCCUCGCUGUCGUCAGAUAACGGCACGAUGACCGCCGUCACCACAGAAGAAGAAUCUCUGUCGACUCUCCUCAGACACGGAGGAAGAGACACGGACGUGGAGGAGGCGUUGGGCGUCUCUGAGGCGCAGCGAGGCUCCACAGACUCCGCCUCCUUCUCCCUCCCCAGCCUCUCUGAGGGGGGUCUGACAGCAGGCGGGGGGGGGCAGGGCAGCGAGGACCCCCCACUGAGGGAGGGGGAGACGCUGGAGGCUGCGGGAGGCGCUGCAGCAGCGGUGGAGGCGGGGCCUAACAUGCCGGCCUACUACCUGGUGAAGUGGAUCAGCUGGAAGGAGAAGAAGACGCCGAUCAUCACGCAGAGCGAGAACGGGCCGUGUCCGCUGCUCGCCAUCAUGAACACACUGUUCCUGCGCUGGAAGGCGAAGCUCCCGGCGCAGACUGAAGUGGUCACUGCUGAGGACCUGAUGGCUCACCUGGGAGAGUGUGUAUUGUCUGUUACACCCAGAGAGAAGGCAGAGGGCAUGGAGCUCAACUUCCAACAGAACAUGAGUGAUGCGAUGGCCGUUCUGCCGAAGCUCUCCACGGGUCUGGACGUUAACGUUCGUUUCACCGGAGUCACGGACUUCGAGUAUACGCCUGAAUGCAUCGUGUUCGACCUGCUGAACAUCCCACUGUACCACGGCUGGCUGCUGGACCCCCAGAGUCCGGAGACGGUGGCGUCGGUGGGGAAACUGAGUUAUAACCAGCUGGUGGAGAAAAUCAUCGACUACAAACACUCUGCAGACAGCAGCCGAGUCAGUGAAGGUCUGGUUGCUGAGCAGUUCCUGGAGUCCACGGCGACGCAGCUCUCGUAUCACGGUCUGUGUGAACUCAACGCCACGGCAACCGAGGGAGAGAUCUCCGUGUUCUUCAGAAACAACCACUUCAGCACCAUGAUCAAACACAAGGGUCACCUGUACCUGCUGGUGACGGAUCAGGGCUUCCUGCAGGAGGAGGGUCUGGUCUUCGAGUCUCUUCACAACGUAGAGGGCGAUGGUAACUUCUGUGACUCUGAGUUCAGGCUGUGUCUGCAGAGAGCUCCGGAGCCCAAGAGCAGCAAGCAGGAGCAGCAGAGGCAGAUCGACCAGGACUACCUGGUGGCGGUGUCCCUGCAGCAGCUCCAGGGGGGGGCCCCGGGGCCUCUCAGUGAUCUGGAGCUGGCCCAACAGCUGCAGCAGGAAGAAUAUCAACAGCAGCAACAACAACAACAACAACAGCAACAACAACAACAACAGCAGCAAGAACAGAACCAGCAGGGGGCGUCACAGCCACCACCACAGGCCAGAGGUCAGGGGUCACAGCAGGGCGGAGCCAGGAGAAGAGAGAAGGAAUCAGACUGCACCCUCCUAUAGAGAGGACACACACACACACACACACACACACACACACACACACACACACACACACACACACACACACACACACA
Molecule: messenger RNA, 2047 nt
Organism: Trematomus bernacchii (emerald rockcod)
Lineage: Eukaryota; Metazoa; Chordata; Actinopteri; Perciformes; Nototheniidae
Gene: mindy1
Product: MINDY lysine 48 deubiquitinase 1
Exons: 12
Coding region: 420-1973 (517 amino acids)
Biological process (GO): protein K48-linked deubiquitination
Cellular component (GO): cell periphery; cytosol
Molecular function (GO): K48-linked deubiquitinase activity; cysteine-type deubiquitinase activity; cysteine-type carboxypeptidase activity
Source: RefSeq, a predicted model, not a curated record